Molecule: messenger RNA, 5717 nt
Organism: Apis mellifera (honey bee)
Lineage: Eukaryota; Metazoa; Arthropoda; Insecta; Hymenoptera; Apidae
Gene: Set1
Product: histone-lysine N-methyltransferase SETD1
Exons: 10
Coding region: 1072-5583 (1503 amino acids)
Cellular component (GO): Set1C/COMPASS complex
Molecular function (GO): RNA binding; histone H3K4 methyltransferase activity; protein binding
Source: RefSeq, a predicted model, not a curated record
UCUUAGAUCGCAACUGACCAAUACGUGGAUUAAAUACUACAGAUUGUAUGGGAAGAAGAUUUUCAGCAAUUAUUUUGCAAUACUGUCGUUAAACAUUUAAUUACCUUUGUAAAUUAUUGGUAAAUAUACAGAAUGCCAGCGGUAGGCAAAAUUUUCAACUAUUUUUUCAACUGUACGAAAAUUUGUGAAUCAAGACAGAGUAGGAAACGAAAAAAAAAUGUUGAAUAUUUGGCUCUGUUAUCUACUUGGACUUUCAUUUGGGAUACUUUAGCGUAACAAUUUUUUGGAACAAUUCUAUAAAUAUUGUUUUAUGGAUAACGUAAAAUAUCUAUUCUUAUUAAAAAUAUUAAUAUGAUUUAUUUAGUAAAAUGAUUAAAAGGACCGUCAUGUUCUUUGUAACAAGGAUGGCGUCAUCUGAAUCUGUUCGCAUAGUUUUAUUAAAGCUAUAAAUUUGUUAAAAUACAGUAAACGUAUUCUACACAUAAAGUUAAAGUGGAAUAAGUUUCACUGAAUUAGUUAGUUUGCGUACUAUUGUUUGUACUACUGAUUAUUAGUUGUGAAAAAUUAGGAAAAUCGGGGCGCAGUGCGUUGUGCUUAACAGUCAAACAUUGAGGUAGUUUUGCGCUGGUCGGAAAGGUAGUAUCAAUAAACCUGUACUUUUUUCACGAAGAAAAGUCAACGAAGAAUAAAGAAAAGUCAAGUAUCAAGGCUGAUGUAUAAAUAACAUCCAUGUAGUAAAUACAACAUUAUUCGAGCAAGUUGAAAAAUUACAAGUUUUUGAAAAAACCGGAACAUACUUGUACAAAAUUUGAGGACUGUGUUUUUCACAAAAAAUCUUCACUUGAUUGGAGUUUAUACAAAAAAGUAAAUUUAAAAGACAUAAUAUAAGAAUUCUUUUUAUGAAAUGAUUGUCAUAAUAUUUCUUCGUACUAAAGUCCAACCUAAAACCUUCGAAAUGUUUGAGGUUAUGUUUUAUUGAAACAUGAAUUUCUUAUAUUAACAAUCAAAGCAAUUCACCAGAAAAACAAAAACAAACUGGAACAAUUUAUGAGUGGAUAAUGCUUGGAGGCAAUGAACGGAAUGGAGAGACAUGGGCAUGGACAUGGACAUUCACAUACACACUCACAUCGUCAUCGUCAUUCACAUGGAAAUUUACAAAGUGUAUCUCAAAAUUCAAGUCAAUCAUCAAAACAUAGCCAUACCCAUGCAUUACAUUUGCAAAAAGAUACACCUGUAAUUCAAACACCUCAAAAACCAAGAAAUUAUAAACUAUUAGUUGAUCCAUUCUUGGUAAAAGGUGCAACAAAGUUAUAUAGAUAUGAUGGCAUGGUUCCAGGAGAUCCAACUUAUCCUGAAGUUCAACCUAGAGAUCCAAGAUCACAAUUAACAAGAAUUUGGACUCGUUUAGAACAACUUGACUUACCUGUACCUAGAUUUAAAAUUGACUCUAAUUAUUGUGGUGAACCCCCUCCGCUUGAAGUGACAUUUUGUCAUUUAAAUGACAAUAUUGAUAAAACUUUUUUAUCAGACAUGGUUCAAAAAUUUGGAGCUGUAGAAGAACUCAUUGUUUAUUAUCAUCCUGUAACUAAUAAACAUCUUGGAAUUGCAAGAGUAGUGUUUGAAACUACAAAAGCUUCAAAAGCUUGUGUUGAAAAAUUAAAUAAUACAUCUGUGAUGGGUAAAGUUUUAAAAGUAUUUCUUGAUGCAUUUGGAGAAGAGUGUAAAAAAAUUUAUGAUGAAUUAACUACAGAAAAAAAGCCAGAAAAGAAAAUAGAGAAAGAAAUAAAAUCCGAAAAUGAACAAGGAAAACAAACUCCAAUUGAAAAAAUGAUUAGUGAAGAAAGAGAUGAUUUCAGAAGUAAUAAGAAAUUGAUAUCCACUGUAGAAAAAUCAAGAGAUACAUAUAUAGAAAAUUCAAGAUACAAUAAAUAUAGAGAUUAUCCUACUCCUAGUGGCAGUGCAGGAAGUGAUUUAGGCUAUGGUACUGCACCUAGUGAACUAAAUUAUUCUAGUAAUUAUUCUCAAAAUUCUACUCCAGCUACAAAUUAUGAUUUUUAUUAUAGUAAUUAUCAUCAUCAACCUCCAAAUAAUUAUUUAGCAAAUAUGCCACAAAAUGUAUCGCAAAAUCUUUCAAUGCAGCAAAAUUCAAACAUAUGGUGGGGAAAUAAUACAGGAACAGCAAAUUAUGCAUCAUCUUCUAUGUGGCCUGUUCAACAUGGGACAAAUUUAGAUAAUCCUAAUUCUAAUACAAUUCAAAUUUCUAAGACUUCUAAUGUAAAAAUACAUCAUAUACCUAAAAAAGAAAAAGAAAAUCAAAAUGUUACAAAAAAUUCAUCGCGAGAUUCACCAAUAGAAACUCGUAAAACAUUAGAUUUGGAUACUAGAAUUGCUAUGUUAUUGAAAGACAAAGCAGGGGGAAUGGCACCACCUUUUUUGCAGUUUGGUAGUGAUUCUGAAGAUGAAAAAAAAUCUGUUAAUGCAGAUAAUGAAAUGCUUUCAGAACCACCAAGUCCUUUUCUAUCUCUUGAAACAUAUAAAUCAUGUUUUGAAAAAAUUAGAGAAAGGAAUAAAGAACGAUGGAAAGUGCAUGAAAAUAGCAUUAAUCAAUUCUCUGUUGAUGAAGAUUUAGGAAGUGUUAUAAGUUCAAGUGAAGAUGAAGCAUUAUUGGGUAGUUAUAGUCCUGCACCAGAUGAAAUUGAACCAGAACCACCAAAAGAUCCACCACCUCCUCCUCCGCCUGAUGAUGAUAGAAUGUCAUUAAGUCCAUUAAGUUCAGGGGAUGAAAAAAUUGAAGAGGUUAUAGCUCAAACAGAACCCACGAGUCAGUUAUAUCCAGGAGCUGGUUAUCCUGGACAUUUAACUCAUUAUCCAGCCAGUGAUAUGUAUCAUUGGCCAAGACCAGCACAAUAUCCAUAUCCCUAUGGAACAACAUAUUUACAAAGUCAUUAUCAACCAAAUACUACAUCAUUUUCUGGAACAGUAGGAAAUCAUCAAGGAGCAAAUUAUUAUCCAUCUUUUCAAUCAAGACUUCAUGCUAUGGCAAAUCACAAUAUUACAAAAGAUAAUCCACAAGGUCCUACUAUUAAUGGCGUAUUAAACAGAGUUGUAAAUGAAUUAAAACAAAUUCUAAAAAAAGAUUUUAAUAAAAAAAUGAUUGAAAAUACGGCAUUUAAACUGUUUGAAGUAUGGUGGGAUGAAAAGAAGUCGGAGAAAAGUCGAAAUCAAGAAGGAGAAAAUACCACUGUUAAUAACAGUAAUAAAGAAGAAAGUCAAAAACCUCAAGGAUUAUCAUUACUGUUGGAACAAGGAACUCCACUUGGAUUUAAUUAUGAUGGAUUUGGUUUGGGCAUUAGAGCUAGCAUGCCAAAGAUGCCUUCUUUCAGGCGCAAAAUUAAAGCUCCAAGCCCAUUACCACAAGAUGAAGAUAGUCGUCAAUCUGAUCAUGCUGAUACAGAACUCAUAGGAAGCGAUAGUGAUCUUGACUUAGCAUCAGUGCAAAAAGUUAAAAGGCCAAUUACUUCUCUUCCUAGUGUUUCUUCAUCGUCUUCCUCAUCAUCUGCAUCGAGUGAGAGUAGUAGUGAGGAAAUGAGUUGCAGUGAAUCUUCUAAUAGUUCAAGUGAUAGUUCUGAUGAAGAAGUAUGUUCUGGAAAUUUUGAAGAUGAGCAAGACACAGACAGCCAUUUGUCAGAUCAUCAACCCUUGGCUUGCAACAGUGAAGAUCCUGAUAUUUUAACAGAACUUGCAAUUCAAAGAUCAUUAGACUGUCCAACUCCUACUGGUAGAGAGACACCAAUACCUAACAUUAAAAUAAAAGAUGUAAAUUCAAAUGAAUUUCCACAAUGUGAUGAUGAAGCUAGCCCUGUAUUAUCUCCAUUGGAGUAUGAAAGUGAUAAAGAAGAUAAUGAAAAAAUAGAUGAUAAAUCUGUGGAUAAAGAAUAUCUUGAAAACAUUCGAAUAGUCAAUGAAGAUAUAGAAACAAAGAAUGUGGAAGAUGAAGUACAAAAAAAAAUAAAAAAUACUUCAAUAGCAUCAGGUAAACAAGAAUCAUGUGAUAUACAAAAAAUGGAAAAUUCUGCAGCAGAAGCUUUAAUAACAUUAGCUGGCCAAGAUAAUAUUAUAAGACAUAGAAGUCCGGGACCUGUACAACCAAAUAUUAUUAGAGCUCUUCAAACUAUGUCUGCUAAGUAUAUUAACGAUGAACCUAUAUUAAAAGAAUCGGAAAAAAUUGAAAUGUUUAGUGAAAUACCUACUACCGAUUCGGAGGAAGAAAGCUUAGAAAUUAGAAGAUUACGGUAUCAGGCUGAAGCUGAUCUUCGACUCAAUAGCCAACAAAGUCCAAAAAAUUCACAAGCUUCACAAGUAUUUAUGGAACAUUCAUAUUCAUUGCCACCAACACAAUCAGAAAUUGCAAAAUCUGUACUUCGUACGCCUUCAGCACCAAUAAAACCUGUAAAACUUAAAUCCUCAAAAAUUGUAAAAUUAUCUAAGAACAAAGACAAAACACAUAAAGUAGAGAAACGAAAAUACAAUAAAUAUACUAAAAUGCGUGUUCAUCAAAAUCAUGAAGGAGAGAAAGAAAAUAUCGAAAAUGAAUAUGUUUAUGAGAAAUAUCCAAAAAAAGUUGAGGAACCAAUAGUUACAUACAAAGAACGUGAUCUUAUGUCGGAAAUGGCUAUUUUGUAUGAAUUUUUAACUAGAGGAAUAGACGCAGAGGAUGUGGAAUAUUUAAGACGAAGUUACGAAGCUUUAUUAGCUGAUGAUAGUCAAGGUUAUUGGUUAAAUGAUACACACUGGGUCGAUCAUCCUCCAACUGAUAUUCCAAGUCCUGCAAAACGAAGAAAAAGAGAUGAACUUAGAUUGCAUACAAGCGGAAGUGCAAGAACGGAAGGAUAUUAUAAAGUUGAUGUACGUGAAAAAGCUAAGCAUAAGCAUCAUUAUGCGCAAAGUAUACAACGAAGCAAUGACGUUGAAGAUAAUAAUGGCUCUUAUGCCUCUGGUGAUGGAACAAUGAAUGGUCCAAAGAACAAUACUAAAGCUUUAACUGGUAAAAUGCAAGCUUUAUCUCGCGAAGCUCGAAGUAAUCAACGUCGGUUAUUAACAGCUUUCGGUAUCGAUACUGAUAGCGACCUUCUUAAAUUUAAUCAGUUGAAAUUUAGAAAAAAACAAUUGAAAUUUGCUAAAUCUGGUAUACAUGAUUGGGGUUUAUUUGCUAUGGAACCAAUUGCAGCUGAUGAAAUGGUUAUCGAAUAUGUUGGUCAAAUGGUUAGACCAGUUGUUGCUGAUUUACGAGAGUCUCAAUACGAAGCUACCGGUAUCGGUAGUUCUUAUCUUUUCCGCAUUGAUUUAGAUACAAUUAUUGAUGCAACAAAGUGUGGAAAUUUAGCACGAUUUAUUAAUCAUAGCUGCAAUCCGAAUUGUUAUGCAAAAGUAAUUACAAUUGAGAGCCAGAAGAAAAUUGUAAUCUAUAGUAAACAACCAAUAGGAGUUAACGAAGAAAUUACAUAUGAUUAUAAAUUUCCAUUGGAGGAUGAUAAAAUCCCUUGCCUAUGUGGAGCUCCUCAAUGUCGGGGUACUCUCAAUUAAAUCGUUUAUAAAACUAUAUUGUUCACCCCUUUUCCUAUCUUCUACAUUUCAUCAUACCCUACUCAUAUUUUUGUAAAUAUUUCCCCAUGUAAACAUUUUAUAAAAUGCAAUGGAAAAAUGCUAAAUUAAGUUAA